Molecule: messenger RNA, 1275 nt
Organism: Papaver somniferum (opium poppy)
Lineage: Eukaryota; Viridiplantae; Streptophyta; Magnoliopsida; Ranunculales; Papaveraceae
Exons: 4
Coding region: 1-1275 (424 amino acids)
Source: RefSeq, a predicted model, not a curated record
AUGGAGGUACCUUACAUUCCUUCUAGAGGACUCAGGCAAGGGGAUCCUUUAUCCCCUUACCUUUUCAUUUUAUCUAUGGAGUACAUGGACAGAUCUUUAUCUGUGGCGGAAUCUCUUAAUCUAUUGAAAGAUAAGCAGAGUAUUGCUCAAGUCAAGACUUUUCUCAAGAAAUUUAGUGAACUCUCAGGUCAACUUAUUAAUUUUUCGAAAUCAUCAGCUUUUAUUACAGAAGAUCUAAUGUAUGAAGACAAGUUAGCAAUCAGAAAUGAGUUAGGGGUUAAAGAAUUAUGCACAUCAGAUAAAUACCUAGGACUUCCUUUACUUCUAGGUAAAUCUAAGAAUACCUCUUUUAGUUCCAUACAUGAUUCUUAUGAACAUAAAUUUCAAGGUUGGUGUGCUAAGACUCUUAACCAAGCAGCAAGAUCAACAUUGGCUACCAAAAAACACAAUAAGGAAGCUAGAUUCUUUGCAAAGGAAAUUCUGGUGGGUCAUAAAUCAAAUAGAGGCCUGAAUUUGAUUGCUUGGGACUCUCUUUGCCGCUCUAAAUCAGAUGGUGGUCUAGCCUUUAGAAAUCUGGAACAGUGGGAUGUUAGAUGUGGAACUAGAAUACUAGUCUGGUAUGACAAAUGGGUACAAGGUUUAGACUGCCCACCUACACCAAAUGCUUCUUUUGGAGAGCCUGCUAGAAUUGUUUAUGUUUCGGACUUAAUGCGGCAGAAUCCAAGAAGAUGGAAUGUUCAGCUUGUAACAGAUCUCUUUCCACCAGAAAUGGCCAAUUCUAUCUUGAAUAUGAAUUUGGUUCAAGUUGGAAAUGACAAGAUGAUCUGGGAACCAAGUAGAAAUGGUGAAUUUUCAGUUAAGUCCACUUAUAAUGCUCUAAUGCGACAAAGUGGCUUAGCUGUUAAUUCUCAACAGCAUAGUUCCAACAUAAACUGGAAGUAUUUAUGGAAAACUAACCCUCCCCAUAAGGUUAAACUUAUCAUUUGGAAAUGCCUUAAGGGUAUUGUUCCGACUGCAGUUGAGCUGUACAAGUAUAGAAAGGACAUAAAUACUAUCUGCCCUAGGUGCUCUCAGGACCAUGAAACUCUACAACACCUUCUAAUUGAUUGUCAUCAUUCUAAGUCCUUAUGGUUAGCUAUGAAUGUUAAUGUAGCUCAAUUACAGCAGAGACACAUUCAAGUUACAGAUUGGAUUGCAAGUUGGUUUGAUAAUUCUUCUGUCAGUUAUUCCCGAGACAAGGAAGUUUGGACUGCAACUGUGAUGAUAACAACUUAG